Messenger RNA from Acanthochromis polyacanthus (spiny chromis), 960 nucleotides. It is a transcript of the gene cd59a, whose product is annotated as CD59 molecule (CD59 blood group). The transcript has 4 exons. The record is from RefSeq and is a predicted model, not a curated record. Lineage: Eukaryota; Metazoa; Chordata; Actinopteri; Pomacentridae. Bases 73 to 426 code for a protein of 117 amino acids.
GGAAGAGUCCGCCUGACAACAACAGUCUGAACUCUGCUGGAUGUUUGUGCUCUGAUUCCAGACGAGGUGAAGAUGAAGCGCUCCCUGGGGAUCUGCCUGCUGGUCUGCUCCACUCUGAUCGGACUGGGGUCGGCCAUUCGCUGCUACAGCUGUAAGGACUACACAGCCAGCUGCUCCAAACAGCGAGACUGCAGCUACGACGACGCCUGCCUCACGCUCAAUGAGAGAGGUGGGAUGACCUACCGCCAGUGUCUCAAGUAUUCAGACUGCGAGUACAGCCGACUGGCCCAGAUGUUCCCCCAGGUGUCCAGCUUCACCUUCAAGUGCUGCAACUCUGACCUGUGUAACUCCGCCCCCUCCUCUGCGGCCAGCUCUGUGAUUGGUCUGCUGGCCUCGGUGCUGGUCAUGUGGUGGUGCGUCCACUGAGGGCCCGGCGGCGCCCCCCGGUGUUCACCUGUAACAGCAACAGCUACUCUAACGGAGUUAUGGAUCACACCACAGCUAACUGAUCACCCAUCAAUCACUCUGAUCACAUUCACACACAGCAAUAAAGGCUCUGAUUGGUCGAUCUGAUGAAUAUUUAUUUCUGAUUAUUGAUCCAGGGAAAAUUUUCUUCUUUCAGUCUGGCGGAUGAAAAAGAUGAAGCUUUAAAAUGUGUAAUUUCUGUAUUUGAAUGAUUGUUUUUGGAGGAAAAACUUCCAGCUAAAAUGUAACUGAAGUCAAAUAUUCCAUAAAUAUUUGUUAUUUCUGUUAGAGUUUGUCCUGUUGUGUGUUCGCUGUUUCCUGAGGAGCACAGGAACACUAAGUUUAUUCAUGAAUUGCAGAUCAGCAGCUUUACCUGCAGAAACCUGGACGAUAAAACGUCCAUCGCUCUUUAACUGGGUUUGAACCGACCGCUGACCUGGAACCAGCUUCGCCUGCCUGUAAAUGACUUUCAAUAAAUAAAGCUUUCAAAACGGA